AUGAGCUUAAAAUUUAUUUACACAAUUAUCUUUGCUGCAUUGCUUUUUACUGUUAAUGCUUCUAAUAAUGAGCAAAAUUUUUUUGAUUUUUUAAAGGAUGUUGAAUGCGGAGAUGAUGGAGAUGGUGAAUAUUAGAAAAAAUUAUUUGAAAGAAAAUAGAAUAGAAUAUAAAUUUAACAAUUAAAUAUGUAUUAGGAAUUAUUAAAAUUUUGAAAAUUACUU
Messenger RNA from Meloidogyne enterolobii, 222 nucleotides. Lineage: Eukaryota; Metazoa; Nematoda; Chromadorea; Rhabditida; Meloidogynidae. The record is from the annotation of a GenBank genome assembly.